AUGUUUAAAAUAACUUGUCUACUAUUGUUGGCUGUAGGCUCGUCACUAUGCCAGCGGCCUGAAGACUUCUCCACCUAUCACCUCCUACACCUACAACACGAGCCGCCCCUGUACCCAGUGUUCGACCAGCCCCCUCCUACCAAGUUCUCAUGUGAGGGUCGCCCCAGAGGAUACUACGCGGAUGUUCAGAGCGGUUGUCAGGCUUUCCACUUCUGCUGGAGACAGCGUCUUGUCAGCUCAGAGCUGUGUAGCAACGGAACACUGUUUAACGAACAAUUCCAGGUCUGUGAUCAUUUCUACAACGUGCGAUGUGGCUCCCCCUAUGAAGAUCUGUGA
Molecule: messenger RNA, 336 nt
Organism: Danaus chrysippus (African queen)
Lineage: Eukaryota; Metazoa; Arthropoda; Insecta; Lepidoptera; Nymphalidae
Source: the annotation of a GenBank genome assembly